Molecule: messenger RNA, 2241 nt
Organism: Pygoscelis adeliae (Adelie penguin)
Lineage: Eukaryota; Metazoa; Chordata; Aves; Sphenisciformes; Spheniscidae
Gene: STOM
Product: stomatin
Exons: 7
Coding region: 1-942 (313 amino acids)
Cellular component (GO): plasma membrane
Source: RefSeq, a predicted model, not a curated record
AUGCCAUGGCACUCCGAACAAGCCAGGAAUAAGAGGAGAAGUAGAGAUGAUGACUUCAUCAGAGGCAGCAAGAAAGAGAAGUAUGACUGGAAUGCCAGACAAGCCAGCAGCGCUGGGGAGACGCGGCAGGAGGCCAGGUUCCUGCACCAUGACUCUGAUACUGGCCUUGGUUUGUGUGGAUGGAUCCUGGUGAUCACUUCACUUUUUUUCACUGUUCUUACAUUUCCUAUAUCAAUCUGGAUGUGCAUAAAGAUUAUAAAGGAAUACGAGCGAGCCAUCAUAUUCAGACUUGGACGCAUCUUAAAAGGGGGAGCAAAGGGACCAGGUUUGUUUUUUGUCCUGCCCUGCACAGACAGCUUCAUCAAAGUUGAUAUGAGGACCAUCUCUUUCGAUAUUCCUCCCCAAGAGAUCUUGACCAAGGACUCUGUGACAGUUAAUGUAGACGGAGUGGUUUAUUACAGAGUUCAGAAUGCCACCCUCGCUGUAGCAAAUAUCACAAAUGCUGACUCAGCCACCCGUCUUUUAGCACAGACUACUUUGAGGAAUGUUCUGGGGACCAAAAACCUUUCUCAGAUUCUCUCCGAUCGUGAAGAAAUUGCACACAGCAUGCAGGCCACGCUUGAUGAGGCAACAGAUGAUUGGGGCAUUAAGGUGGAACGUGUGGAGAUCAAGGAUGUGAAGCUACCUGUCCAGCUGCAGAGAGCAAUGGCUGCAGAAGCUGAAGCUGCCCGGGAGGCGAGAGCUAAGGUAAUUGCAGCUGAGGGUGAAAUGAACGCUUCCAGGGCCCUGAAAGAGGCAUCCAUGGUUAUUACGGAGUCCCCUGCUGCUCUUCAGCUUCGUUAUUUGCAGACCUUGACUACCAUCGCUGCGGAAAAGAACUCCACCAUCGUCUUCCCAUUGCCCAUAAACAUGCUGCAGGGCAUCAUAGGUGCAGAUCGCUAGGUAGAGUUGGAGGAGAGAGUUUGGGGUGGGUUUUCUUUUUUUUUUGCUACAGCGAAUGUUUGCAACGCUGAAUUCCCUGUGUGUUAUAGCUUAUGGCGGUGCUAACGAAGUGGAUUUGCUGAGGAACCUCUUUUGUUAUACUGUUUGUUAUAAAACUUACAUGUAAUGUUUGUGAAGAUGGACAAUCAAAAUAUUUGAAAUUGAAAACCUCUCAAAAUGAGUACAAACAGAUUGUGAUCUUAAAUAAGCGUGUAUCCAUACUAUCCUGGAUGGGGACACCUUUAAUAUAUAACCUCCCAUUUUCAAAUAGCAUAUAAAACCAUUUGUGGUGAAGAUGAGAUGAUCCAAUAUUUGGAAAGAGAAGUAUUCCUUUUAAUAAAUGGGUCUGCAGCCCUGCAAAGGAAGUGGAACAGCCCUAACUGUAUUCUCGUGGGAGCGUAGCUCUAUGAGAUGAAGUCAUCUGAUUGCUGGCCUGUGGAUUGGUUCUCUAGCUUACACAAGGAAAAGUAAUGGAAGCUGAUACAGGAGUGAGUGAGAAUACUGUACUGGGUACUUCUCAAAAUCAGGCUCGUACUCCCUAAAAUAGUCCCCCAUUCAUGAGAAACAGUUGUUAGCCACGUUACUGAAGUGGAACUUCCCAUCUCUGUUCUGCCACACAGAAAUGGCAUAAACAUGCCGUAGUUACGGAUACAAUACGCUUGCAGUCACUGAUGGGCUGUUCUGUUGUUGCGGUGGUAUGCCUGGAUAGGUUUAUGCUUCUUUAAAGCACUGAAGAGUUGUUGGGUCUGCCUUUAUCCGUCUCUCUUAAAAAUUAUGUUAAAAAGCCAAAGUACCGACUUCUGCAUUUUAUCCAGGUCUAAAACCGGCUUCCCUAGGAAGUAAGAUCUCUGUAAUUAGUGGGGGGUCGUGACGUUUAACCGAAGAUUCUCUAACUGUUCAUAUAUCUGUUCUAACAAAUUAGUGAUUUACCUGUUGAUGCUGAGCAGGCCUGUAGUAUUUGUUGUGACACUAAGGGCUUAUACUUAAUACCAAAAGCGUGUAAUCUUCAGUUCAUGUAGUCUUGAGCUGUAAGUCUGUUAAACUGUAUUCAUAUUUUGUACCUGUUCAGCAGAUGUAGUUACAGAUUAAAAGGAGAAGAACUAGAGUCUGUGUGGGGGAGAGGCUCUUCAGGCCACCACCAUCACCGAGUUUGGCAUCUGGUCUUUAAUUACUGGGAGGUGGCACUGAAAACGAAAAGCCAAGAUCAAUGAUAUAAGUGCCCUUCUCACACUGGCCAGCAUAAAGUUCCUAACUUGUUUU